GAGAUACAGUUGUUCGUGUUACUGCAGGAUUCAGGGACAGAGAGUCAGAGAGAUAGAGGGAUAAUCUCUCACACCACCUGAACCUGUGGUGGAACACAGCCAACAGACCGACCCAGACCAUCAACUCUACUACCUGAACCUGUCGUGGUGGAACACAGCCAGUAGACAGACCCAGACCAUCAACUCUACUACCUGAACCUGUCGUGGUGGAACACAGCCAACAGACUGACCCAGACCAUCAACUCUACUACCUGAACCUGUCGUGGUGGAACACAGCCAACAGACCUACCUGGGCCAUCAACUUCACAGUCAGCUGUGAAUCAUAUCACUGUGCCCAGUUUUACGCAUCAACAGAGCAAGCGUUUGUGUUUGUCUGUGCAUGCAUAGACCUGGAGCGCAGGUGUGUGGAACCAGCUCAGCCAUGACAUUCCUCCGCAGGUUGCAAUGGAACGACUCCUCCGUUCUAAUCCAUCCUCCAGGGUUCUACAUCAUCGGCUUCACCUCCCUGCCCUUUGCCAACCUCUACUUCAUCUUCCUCGCUUUCGUUUACGUGGUGUCGGUCGUGUUCAACACAUGUGUGAUCUAUAUAAUAUCCGUGGACCUUCGUCUCCACAAUCCCAAGUAUAUCGCGGUUGGUAACCUCGCGGUGGUUGAUCUGGUGCUGAAUACUUGCAUUAUUCCCGGUAUGCUAAAGGCGUUUCUUGCUAAGAACAAUUUUGUGCCGUUUAAUCUGUGUAUGGUACAGAUGUAUGUGUAUUAUUCAUUCAUAUGUAUGGAAUCGUUCUCCAUCGCCGUGCUCGCCUAUGACCGUAUGAUCGCCAUAUGUUUCCCUCUGAGGCACGGCUCCAUCAAUACCAUGACGAGUAUGUCGUGUAUUCUCGGUGUCAUCUGGUGCUUCUGUCUUGGUAUACCUAUAUUCAGCACAGCCAUUAUGACCAGGCUGUCCUACUGCGAUUCCGUUAACGUCUACAGCUAUUUCUGUGAUUACGCACCAGUGUUUCGGCUGGCAUGUAACGACAACACCCUGCAAUGGGCUGUGGCUUCAGUUCUGAGCCUGGUUAUCCUCCUCGGCCCACUGUCCUUCAUCAUUCUGUCAUACAUGAGUAUUCUAAUCGCUGUGUUCAGGAUGAAAAGCGUUGAGAGUCGUGUGAAAGCGCUGGCCACCUGCACUGAGCACCUCAUUCUAGUGGCAGUAUUCUUCUUUCCGGUUCUGAUUAUUUUCAUGGUUGGGUUAUUAGCGCGCAUCAAACCAGACCCUGACCUGCGCGUACUGAGCCUGUCGCUGGCCUCGUGCAUCCCGCCCUGUCUCAACCCCAUCGUCUACUCUCUGAAAACUAAAGAGAUCAAGAGCAAAGUGCUCACCAUGUUCAGGAGAAUUAAAGUUCAAGUAGUUAACGAUUGAUCUUUACGCAUAGGUUGCUACAUACAGUAGGUUGCUACGUGCGUGAAGUCACCAUCAAAUCAAAUGUAUUGGGCUGUCCAUAUCAAGGGGUUGAAAUGGGGGGACAUGCACUUGGCGUGUCAUUGCUUAAAUUUGAGUUUAUAAUGAGCGAGCAAUGUUUUUAAUCUAUCAUCCGUUUUAUUCUCAACAUUUUCAUUGAUUGUCAUGAUUGUGUCAUGGUUGUCCAUCUGAUGAAGAAGGCCCAUCCACACGCACUCCCCCUUGUUAAACACAAAGGUAUCACAGAAAUUAGUAUCAAUGAUUUACAUUUCCUUUUCAGCUUUCCUACACAUUCUGAAAUAACAACACAUUUGCUCAUCCUAAUCCUGUGUCAUCAGCCAAAUGUAAUCCCUUGAAAUGGGCAUGGUAGGCUCUAUACCCGACUGAAUAUUCCCAACAAAUCAAACACAUACUGUAUCUCUGUAAUGUUUUACUUUCUGAGUGCUUCAACAGGUUUAAAAAGGCUACCUGGUUGAUCCGGUUGUUUUAUCAAUAUGUUCUCAAUAUUUGUCACUAUGUUUUUAUCUGUUUAAGUCCUGAUCUGUAAAGCUCACUGGACUGCAAUAUAUUCUAAGAAAGAUGGUAAAGAAAUAAGGUCUAUUAUUAUUAUCGUCAUCAUGCUUUGUGAAAUACAAGCCUUGGCUUAAACUGCAGGGUUAGAAACAAGCUAAUUUUAGGAGUAUAGAACCGUCACAGAAUAUGUGUUUCCUUUGGCAUGUAACCACACUCCACGUAGUGGCGGCCUGUCAUUCAGGGAGGGGGUUGCCUGUUUUGCAUGUUAUUUUAGAAGUAAUACGUGUCUCAUAUCAGUUUGCAAACAAUGUAAAAUAAAACGUUUUAUUAUUGACUUAAUAAACCCUCCAUAAAAA
Oncorhynchus kisutch (coho salmon) is the source of this 2310-nucleotide messenger RNA. Its product is annotated as olfactory receptor 2AT4-like. Gene Ontology annotation, biological process: detection of chemical stimulus involved in sensory perception of smell; G protein-coupled receptor signaling pathway. The record is from RefSeq and is a predicted model, not a curated record. Gene Ontology annotation, molecular function: G protein-coupled receptor activity; olfactory receptor activity; odorant binding. Gene Ontology annotation, cellular component: membrane. The transcript is spliced from 2 exons. Bases 380 to 1402 code for a protein of 340 amino acids. Lineage: Eukaryota; Metazoa; Chordata; Actinopteri; Salmoniformes; Salmonidae.